ACUAAUAUAUAUACAUUUUUUAUAUCUUCUAUCUAUGUCCAUUUCUCUCCACAUGAAGGAACACUCAAUAUCAAACGAUCCGCGGCCAAUUCUCCAACCAGUUCUACCUCAUCGCCGCCGUCGCCGUCCAACGCGUUGACUUCGCCGACCUACUCGCUGAACGGCAGCUUAGCUGCUGCCGUGUACCAUCUGAAGACGUCGCCGCCGCUUCCGGGUGGUGGCAGCGGCAGCGGCAGCGGCAAUGGCAGCAGCCUUUGCUCGCCCUCGAAUGCGAGUGUGAACAGCAACAGUCAUGGCAAUAAUAUGAGUCCAUCCAAUGCCAAUGCCAGUGCUAACCUGAACAACACAUCAACUUCGCCCCAGUCAGGUAAUGGGGGCGUAGGCGUGGGAGUUGGUGUUGGCGUUGGCGUUGUCCCAGUGCCAGCUUUGCCGCUGCGUAUGCCCCCACCAACCAGUGGUGGGAUCAACGAGCCGCAAGAGUGUCCCUACUGUCGACGCACGUUCUCCUGCUACUACUCGCUAAAGCGGCACUUUCAAGACAAGCACGAGCAGUCCGACACGCUCUACGUGUGCGAGUUCUGCCACAGACGAUAUCGCACUAAGAACUCGCUGACAACGCAUAAGAGCCUGCAGCAUCGCGGCUCGAGCGGCAUGCUGAAGCGUCUGCUGAAGACGUCCGCCAUAAAGCACGGCCUAGUUGGUGGUCAUCAUGCCCAUCCGCACCACCAUCACCAUCAUUCGCUCACCCAUUCGCGCAGCAGCCUCUUCGACUUCAAGAGUGAGCUGGGCCAGCCCCCACCGGGCAUACAAUAGGAUCUACGUUGGAAUGCAAUUUUUUAGAGAAUUAGUGUCCAGAUACCAGCUACAAAUACUUCGCCCUCCCCUACACACCUACACUUCUUUCAUAAUUUUAUAUAUAUUUGUGACAGCGAGCCAUAGGCUCCUCAACACAGGCCAUUGUUCGUGCUCACAUUUAGCUAUUAGAGAGACAUUAAUGUGUUUUUUUUUUUUUUUUUUUUUUU
Molecule: messenger RNA, 1022 nt
Organism: Drosophila navojoa
Lineage: Eukaryota; Metazoa; Arthropoda; Insecta; Diptera; Drosophilidae
Gene: br
Product: broad-complex core protein
Biological process (GO): regulation of transcription by RNA polymerase II
Cellular component (GO): nucleus
Molecular function (GO): protein binding
Source: RefSeq, a predicted model, not a curated record